This is a messenger RNA of Cololabis saira (Pacific saury), 967 nucleotides long. It is a transcript of the gene mrpl32, whose product is annotated as mitochondrial ribosomal protein L32. Gene Ontology annotation, molecular function: structural constituent of ribosome. The record is from RefSeq and is a predicted model, not a curated record. The transcript has 3 exons. Gene Ontology annotation, biological process: translation. Bases 93 to 665 code for a protein of 190 amino acids. NCBI's taxonomy places the organism in Eukaryota, Metazoa, Chordata, Actinopteri, Beloniformes, Belonidae. Gene Ontology annotation, cellular component: mitochondrial large ribosomal subunit.
AGCGUGUAUUGUCGCUGCUCAUUGACGCAGCGAGCCUGGGUGACCGUGAAGGUUUACAUGUGUGAAACUAAAUAAGUUCCUCUACCGAGACCAUGAUGAAUUUAGCAGCGUUGGUGCACAACCUCAGGUGCUCUUUGCUUCGUAUUGAAAGCAGACUUCUGCAGGUGGCUGGAGUAGAGACACACCUCGCUCCGGCGCUGGCAGUGAACGCUCCCAGCCUGCUGCCUCAGCUGGGCCAGGAUCAGCUGGACCAGGAUCAGCUGGACCAGGAUCAGCAGGACCAGGAUCAGCAGGACCAGGACCCCCCCGGCCUCCUGGACAGCAUCUUGUGGAUGGCAGCACCCAAGAAGAGACGCACCAUCGAGGUGAACCGCACCAGGAGGAGAGACUUCAGAAAACUCAUACAAGUCAAGAAUAACAUCGAGCCAUGUACAGAGUGUGGUCACCUGAAGCAGAAACACGUCCUGUGUGGGUUCUGUUACGCCAAAGUGUGCAAGGAGACUGGUCUGAUCCGUGCACAGAUCCGCGGGAUGGAAGGUGGUCCGCUGAGGGCCCCGGCUGUGGAGACUGUCGUGUUGUAUGAGGGUGAAACGGCAAAAGAGGAGGACAACGCCAAGAGGAUUGUGGAGAGGCCCAGGAAGAGGCCCGGCUGGUUCAGCUACUGACAUUUACAGUUUGAUGCAAAAAAUGGCUUAUUUCAGUCCAUCAUUCAGUGAAUAAUACGUGUGUGGUUUUUUUUUUUUUUCUUUAUUUGUUUUUUUCGAACUGAAUAAAUAUGUGAAUAUCAGGCAUGCAUCCUAACUUAACUCUGUAAACAUAGUACAUAGUUAAUGUGUGAGAUCAGUGGAAAAUACCUAGACGGUUUUUGCAUCUCAUCUGAGACUGUCAAACUAAAAACCAAGUCACUUUUAUAACAGAAAGAUGUUGAUUGCAUAAUCUUUGAAUCAUUUGCAAUAAAUCAAAUGGG